AUGCAGCAAUUAAGCAAAGAGCAAUAUGGACAACUACUGAGCAUAUUGGAGACCUUUAAGAAUGGAAACAAUGGAGACAAUUCUGGAAAUAUAAGCAUGACUGGAGGAGCUGUCAAUUUUGCAGGUAUGACUGCUUGUCAUUCUUCUAUUGAGUCAAGUAAACAGUCUUAUGAAAGUUUCAAGGAAAAUGCUGAUUCAUGGAUCCUUGACUCAGGAGCUACUAACCAUAUGACCUAUAACAAAGCCUCACUGAGUAAUGUCAAAACCUUAACUUACCCUUUCUUAGUAUUUUUACCAAAUGGUUACAAAGUAAAGGUGACAGGCCUUUCACUGAGGAGGCCUCUGGAGAUUGGUAAGGCUAAAGGCAGCCUCUACCUUCACCAUUCAAGUUCAGGAAAGACACCUAGUGCAUCCAUUUCUCCUCAUGUUUGUGAUGAUAAAAGUGUACAAGAUUUUCUGAAAUCCAAUAAAGGUGCAGAUUCAGUGUACAAUGCAUAUGUCUCUAAUGAAAAUUCUGUGGAUUUCUUGUGGCAUAAUAGGCUGGGCCAUGUGCCUUUUAUCAAAAUAAAGGGAAAGCAGACUGACUUGGCAUCCAGAUAUGAGCAUCUACCUUUUUCUUUUCCUCAUAUAGGUCCUAGCAUGAGUCAUGUUGAUAGUGUUGAUUCUGUUCCCAGUCCUAAUGAAAGUGAUUCUAAUCAACAAUUAAUGUCACCUGGACUUUCAUUUGUCUCUGCACAACCUGAGCAAACUGUAAGACCAACACACAACAGACCUCAAAGAACCCACAAACUCCCUAGCUACUUGAAAGAUUACAUAUGCAAAGCUCCCACUCUCAACAUGAAUGGUGAGACACCAGUAGCAGACAAUAGUCAUAGUUCACCUUCUUUCUCCUUUUACACACAUGUUCCCCAAUUGCAACCUAUUUCUCUCAAUGCACUGAGCACUGAUAGUCAGCAUUUACUUGAGACUCUCUCUAUUGACUGUGAGCCUGAAUCAUAUGAAGAGGCAGCGGCCAUACCUGCCUGGCAACAGGCUAUGAAUCAGGAAUUUGAUGCACUUUACUCAAACCAUACUUGGGAUCUUGUUCCACUUCCCACAGGAAAAAGGGCAAUAGGUUGCAGGUGGGUAUACAAAAUCAAACAUAAGGCAGAUGGCAGUGUAGAGAGAUUCAAAGCUAGGCUAGUUGUUAAGAGUUAUACUCAGCAGGCAGGAAUAGAUUAUAAUGAGCCUUUCUCACCAGUUGUAAAGAUGACUACUGUCAGAACACUAAUUAGCAUAGCAGCAAAGAAGCACUGGGAGAUUUUUCAGCUUGAUGUGAAUAAUGCUUUUUUCAUGGAGAUUUGA
Molecule: messenger RNA, 1344 nt
Organism: Nicotiana attenuata
Lineage: Eukaryota; Viridiplantae; Streptophyta; Magnoliopsida; Solanales; Solanaceae
Exons: 5
Coding region: 1-1344 (447 amino acids)
Source: RefSeq, a predicted model, not a curated record